AUGGCUAUAAAAUGGUCGUCCGUUCAGAUUUCCCCCUCUGAACUUUCUCUUUCAAAGGUCCUUAGAUGUGGCCAAACAUUCCGUUGGAAAUGUAUUGAUCAGAUCUGGUCCUGCUCUUUCAACGAUCGCAUCAUUCUCCUCAAGCAAAAUGACGGCAAUCUUUCAUAUUCUUCCAUACCUUUCAAAGAAGAUACCAUUAAACUUAUUCAUCAAUAUUUCCACCUCGACAUUGACGUUAAUCGGCUCUACAAGGACUGGUGCUCUCGAGAUGCUCGUUUUCUGAAAAAUUCAUCUCGUUUCCAAGGCAUUCGAAUCUUAGACCAGGAUCCAUGGGAGAAUCUUGUAUGUUUCAUUUGUUCAUCCAAUAACAAUGUCAAGCGAAUAUCCAAGAUGUGUGAAUCUCUUUGUGUUAAUUAUGGUCAAUAUAUUGCAACUUUUCAAGGGGUUAAGCACUACUCUUUCCCCUUACCAGAGCCUUUGGCUGGUAAUAAUAUAGAGAAUGAACUUCGAGAUCUUGGAUUCGGUUACAGAGCAAAGUUCAUAAACAAAACAGCCCAAAUGAUGCUCGAUGAUCCGGAUAUAUAUUAUUUGCUUGUAAGCGGUAAGCUUAGAGAUAAAACAUCUAUUGAAUGUCAGCAGUUUCUGCUCCAAUUUCCUGGUGUGGGUCCCAAAGUGGCUGAUUGCGUCGCUCUCAUGUCCCUUAAUAAGCAUCAGGUGGUUCCUAUAGAUACACAUUUUUAUCAGAUUGCUAAGCGUGACUACAGGUUUCAUUCCAAAAGUAAAAGCAAGACUAUGACUAAGAUCGUUUACGACGAGAUCCAGCAAUUCUUUCUAGACUUAUGGGGCAGCUAUGCCGGCUGGGCACAUUCAUUGUUGUUCGCUGCUGACCUCACAGACCUUGAAAACGGCAUCAACAGGAAACGGAUCUCUCCGGAAGCUGACCGGCCAAAAAGACGUCGCAAAUCUCCCUAA
Messenger RNA from Brettanomyces nanus, 972 nucleotides. RefSeq lists its product as uncharacterized. Gene Ontology annotation, molecular function: 8-oxo-7,8-dihydroguanine DNA N-glycosylase activity; damaged DNA binding. Gene Ontology annotation, cellular component: nucleus. The record is from RefSeq and is a predicted model, not a curated record. The transcript has a single exon. NCBI's taxonomy places the organism in Eukaryota, Fungi, Ascomycota, Pichiomycetes, Pichiales, Pichiaceae. The coding region runs from base 1 to 972 and encodes 323 amino acids. Gene Ontology annotation, biological process: nucleotide-excision repair; base-excision repair; base-excision repair, AP site formation.